AGGUCGGUCGAACCAGAGGGUGGAACCAGCGUAAACACGCUCUGAUACGCCGGGGUCACGUGGUCUUUCAGGCUGCAUAGAGACAACCUGGAACAGCCGCGGAGAGGGCAGAUUGCGGGAGGGUGUCGUUUUCGGACUGAGAUACUGUCGAACAAAAUGGGAGUCGAGGUUGAGACAAUAACCCCAGGCGAUGGAAGGACUUUCCCCAAAAAAGGACAGACGUGUGUGGUGCAUUAUGUCGGCACCCUGACUGAUGGGCGCAAGUUUGACUCCUCUCGUGACCGUGACAAGCCCUUCAGGUUCAAGAUCGGCAAGCAGGAAGUCAUCCGCGGAUGGGAGGAGGGUGUCGUGCAGAUGAGCGUGGGUCAGAGGGCAAAGCUGACCUGCACGCCUGACUUCGCUUAUGGCAACAAGGGCCACCCUGGCAUCAUCCCCCCCAACGCCACCCUCAUCUUCGACGUAGAGCUGAUAAGCCUCGAGUGAACGCCUCUCUUCAGCCCUCAACUACUUUUGUUUGUAUUUUUUG
Messenger RNA from Engraulis encrasicolus (European anchovy), 526 nucleotides. It is a transcript of the gene fkbp1ab, whose product is annotated as FKBP prolyl isomerase 1Ab. Lineage: Eukaryota; Metazoa; Chordata; Actinopteri; Clupeiformes; Engraulidae. The transcript has 4 exons. Gene Ontology annotation, molecular function: peptidyl-prolyl cis-trans isomerase activity. The record is from RefSeq and is a predicted model, not a curated record. Gene Ontology annotation, cellular component: cytoplasm; sarcoplasmic reticulum membrane. Gene Ontology annotation, biological process: protein peptidyl-prolyl isomerization. Bases 157 to 483 code for a protein of 108 amino acids.